Molecule: messenger RNA, 2198 nt
Organism: Gavialis gangeticus (Gharial)
Lineage: Eukaryota; Metazoa; Chordata; Crocodylia; Gavialidae
Gene: HDGFL2
Product: hepatoma-derived growth factor-related protein 2
Exons: 15
Biological process (GO): regulation of transcription by RNA polymerase II
Cellular component (GO): nucleus
Molecular function (GO): transcription coregulator activity; double-stranded DNA binding
Source: RefSeq, a predicted model, not a curated record
GCUCUGUCCCCCUUCCAGAUCGAUGACAUCGCAGAUGGUGCCGUGAAACCCCCACCGAACAAGUACCCCAUCUUCUUCUUCGGCACUCACGAGACAGCCUUCUUGGGCCCUAAGGACCUGUUCCUAUACGAGAAGUGCAAGGACAAAUACGGGAAGCCGAACAAGCGGAAAGGCUUCAAUGAAGGCCUGUGGGAAAUCCAGAACAACCCUCAUGCCAGCUACAGCGCCCCUCCGCCGGCAAGCUCCUCAGACAGCGAGGUUGGCGACAUCGACCCGGUAGCAGGCAGUGAUGCAGGAGAGGAUGAAGAGUCUGCGGUCGCUGCCAUCCCUGCAGCAGCCACCGAGAAGAUGGAAAGCGACGAGGAGUCUGACAAGGGGAGUGAUCACAGCGGGCUGAAGCGGAAGUCACUGGCUAUGAAGGUGCCGGUGGCUAAACGACCCCGGAAAUCCUCCAGUGACCUUGACCAAGGCAGCGUGUCCCCGUCAGAAGAAGAGAACUCAGAAAGCUCUUCGGAGUCGGAGAAAAACAGCGACCAGGACUUCACUCCCGAGAAGAAGCCGGUAGCCAGGGCUCCCAGGAGGAUGCCUGCAGGCGGGAGAAAGAGAAAGAAGGUGGAUUCGGGCUCUGACUCUGACUCCAAAGCGGACUCGGAGGAGGAGAUGGAGAACGCCGCAGUGGAUGUGGCCAAGUCAGACUCGGACUCAGACUCAGAUUCAGACAUGUCUGUGAAGAAGGCUCCUCGGGGUCGGAAGCCAGCCGAGAAGCCACCCCCAAAGCCCCGGGGCAGAAAACCAAAGCCUGAGAGAGUGCCCACCAGCUCCAGCAGUGACAGUGACAGCGACAGUGAUGUGGACCGCAUCAGCGAGUGGAAGCGGCGGGACGAGGAGCGCCGGCGGGAACUGGAGGAGAAGAGGAAGAGGGAGCAGGAAGAGGAGCUGCGUCGGCUGCGCGAGCAAGAGAAGGAGGAGAAGGAAAAGCGGAAGGAGAAAGCGGAGAAGGCGGAUGAGGCACGCUCAGACAGCGACAGCAACCUCGACGGUGAUGUGGCCAAAAGGGGCCGCAAGGGCCGAGCCAAAGCCCCGUCAUCCUCUGACUCGGAUGCUGAGCUGGAGAAGGAGGUAAAGAAGCCUGGGAAGAAGCUGCAGCCCUCUGAGUUGUCAAGGAAACCGAAUCAAAAGGAGAAGAGGGGCCGGGAGGAGAAGCCUCGCAACAAACCCUUGAAAGUGGAACGAGGCCGGAAAAAGUCUGACACAAUCCACGAGAGAAGGAUGGAGAAGAAAAAGGAGCCCACAAUCGAAGAGAAACUCCAGAAGCUUCACAGCGAGAUCAAGUUUGCCCUGAAAGUCGAUAACCCGGACAUCAAGAGAUGCCUGAGUGCACUGGAAGAGCUGGGAACACUGCAGGUCACCUCUCAGAUCCUCCAGAAACACACUGAUGUGGUGGCUACGUUGAAAAAGAUCCGCCGCUACAAGGCGAACAAGGAUGUAAUGGAGAAGGCCGCUGAGGUUUACACCCGCUUGAAGUCACGUGUCCUGGGACCAAAGCUGGAGGCCAUCCAGAAAGCCAACAAAGCCGGGUUGGAGAAGGACAAGGGGGAUGCAGAGAAGGGCCAGGAGAAGCUGGCAGGAGGCGAGACACGGAAUGAGAAAGGAGAGGAGGAGACGAAUGCUGACCUGCCAGGCCCUGUGAACGGCGAAUCCAUGUCCCAGAAAGGGGAGAACGCUGAGGAGAAGGAGCGGGACAAAGCGGCAGGAGCAGGCGACAGUCAGCGCGAGGCCCCCACCGAGGACACGCACAACGACGCACCAGACUAUCCCGAGACUGACAGGCCUGGCCCAGACAGGGAGAGGGUCCGUGCUGCAUCGGAGUCCGUGGAUGACAAUGAGGAGAGCUGAGACCAUGGCUGGCGUGGAGAACACCGCAGCGUUGCCCCGCCGCCACGGAGACCGGCCUCUGCCUUGCCCCGUGUUUCAGAGUCACUUCACUAAGCCACACAGUAGAUGAUGUCUAGGUCUUGUCCCUGCCCCUGCUCCUGGGACCGCCGAGAACUCUGGGGAGAGCCGCGUGUCUGUUUGUACUUGUCCCUCUGUUUGGUUCUGUUUUUGUUUUUUUUCCUCCUCGUCCCCCCACCCCGUCCCCACCUGAUUCCUUGUGAUUGGAGCCGACAUGAAAUGACUAUAAAGGGUUUUUUAAUGAA